Gryllus bimaculatus (two-spotted cricket) is the source of this 1721-nucleotide messenger RNA. The record is from the annotation of a GenBank genome assembly. Lineage: Eukaryota; Metazoa; Arthropoda; Insecta; Orthoptera; Gryllidae.
AUGGCAGCUAAUUGGAUUCCUCCAAAUGAAAGAAGCAGAUUUGUGUCAGCUUAUCUUGGUAGUUCCGUGGGAGCUGCACUUACUUUCCCAAUGUGUGGCUACCUAAUAGAGUGGUUUGACUGGCCCUCAGUAUUUUAUGCCACUGGAGUAAUUGGAACAAUCUGGUUUUUGUGUUGGUGGUUUUUGGUUUAUGAUACUCCAGCGAAACAUCCAUAUAUAUCUGAAAAAGAAAGAGUUUAUAUUGAAAAUUGUAUUGGUGAUAAUGUUACAGAGAAGAAGCUUAAAACACCAUGGUUGCAAAUUUUGUUGUCAAGAUCUGUAUGGAUGAACAUUUUAGCUCAAUGGGGAGGAAUUUGGGGUUUAUUUACCCUUCUGACUCAAGCUCCAACAUAUUUCAAUAACAUACAUGGAAUGAGUGUUCGCAAGACAGGAAUAUUGUCUGGAGCUCCUCAUGUAUGCAGAGUGUUGUUUGCUGUUCUGUUUUCUGUUUUCGGAGAUACUUUACUGAGAAAGAAAAUUAUGUCUAGAACUUGGGUUCGAAAGUUUGCAACUUCUGUAUGUACAAUAGUACAUGGAUUAUUUAUCAUGGGUCUGGCAUUUUCUGGAUGCAAUUCCUUCGCAGCUGUUGUAUGUUUAAUGCUGGCAGUUGGAGCUAGUGGAGCUGUGUCUACAGGUCCAUUAGCCAGCCUUGUUGACAUUGGACCCAACUUUGCUAGUAUAAUUUUAGGAAUCAGUAAUAUGAUCACAGUUGUACCAGGAUUUAUUUCACCAAUCAUUGUUGGAUAUCUCACCUUUCAAAAUCAAACCACAACACAAUGGCAGAUGGUGUUCAUUAUUUCUGCUCUAAUGAUGAUUGUGCCUGGCAUACUCUACUUACUGUUAGCUUCUUCUGAGGUUCAGCCUUGGAAUUUCCCAGAGCCUGUCACACAAGACUAUAAAAUGAAAGUUGUGCCAGCAGAUAGGACUACAGAUGAUGCAGGAAUAGGAGAGGAACAAAUGAGGCUUCAUAAUGAAGACAGAGAAGAAUCAGUUAAUGACCAGAAUACAGAGAAAGAAGCACAUUUAUUAAGCAAGAAUUGAUUUUGUUUAAAUGGUGUAAAUAAUAAAAAGGAGGCUAAAAUCAAAUGUGUAAUAGCUACCAAAGUAAAAAAUGAAGAUAGAUUUUCAGAUAUGUUUUCCUUGUCUCGAUUUAUAUAAAUAUUAAAAAACUCUGUAACUGAUACAAUGCAAAAAACAAAAACAAAACGAAACGGAGAACUAGAGAAGAGCCAAAUUAAUUUGUGCAUGUUAAUGAAAGCUCAUCAACUAAAAUUGGAAAUCCUCAUAUAAAGUUUACAGUAAAUGACAGAUUUCAAUUUAUAGGAUAGGAUAGAAAGGAUAUAAUUUUUUUUUUUUGGUCAGCAUUAGUUCAGAAUGACUUUUAGCACCCCUUAGCCUAUUAACCAGUAUUAUAACAACUUAAAAACUAGGUAACUGAUCACAAAGCAACAUUUCUUAGUAUUGAGAAAACUAUAGUCAUGUUCUGAAGCCAUUGAUAAUUUUGGGGAAGGAUAAAGGUAACCAAAGAGUUACAGGGUUUCUGAGCAAAAGAGUAUGGCAUGUUUAAGGGAUAUUUCAUAACAAAAAUACAUGUAGACUGAAAAUGUUCAAAAUAACAAAAUUAUCUAAGCAAAAUUGCAUUUUGACUUCUUAGAGAGAGCAACAACUGAAAUUUUAUGUAG